AUGCAAAAGGUCACCGGAAUGAAAUUUGUGGGUAAGGGAAACACACUAACAAAAAAUGUGCAUGUGUAUGUGCAUAAAAGAAAAUUAAAUAAAAGUAAUAUUUUUUCUAAUAAAUCGAAAGAAAACAGAUAUAAACAUGAUAAAAACGAUUUAAGAGACAAUAUAUAUUUUUUAAAUAAUAGAAUUAAUAACGAGCGAAAUAGUUCCACUAUUUAUAUAACAGCUAAUCCAUCAAUGAAUGGUUUUGGUAAAUAUAUUGGGAACUAUUCAAUACGUAGAUUUUCAAAAUAUUCUGACAAAAAUAUUUUCAAUGAACAGAAACGGAAAUGUGAGUCUUUAUUAUUUAAUUUUCAAAAUUUUGAAAUAAAAAAUUAUUUAUUAAAAUUAAAUAAAGGACGAUUAGAGAAUAGUAAUAUUCAAAAGAAAAUAAAAAGUAUAAUUAUAAAAUUUGAAGAAAAUUAUAAAAAUAUAUUAUAUGACAAAUAUUCAUUUUUUAAAAAUCUGUGUAAAGAAAAAAGCGAUUUUUAUAAAUAUAGAAUAAGCAAAAUAAAUCGUAACAAUUAUAAGAGCAAUUUAAAUUUUCCUAUAAAUUUUUUAAAUUUAUUUAUAAGUAAUAAUAAUAAAUCUUUAAAGGAGUUGGUAAAUGUUGCAAAAUUUAGAGGGAAAUUAUUUUUAAAUAAUAUUCCAACAUAUUAUAAAUAUGGAAUAAAAAACAUACCAUAUUUUAAAGCAGUAUUAAUGCAUCAUUAUAAUAAGUCCCCAGUUACUUAUAGUUUAAUAUUUUUACAUUUUUUUGUUUAUUUUUUAUGGAUAAAUGCUAAACCUGAAAAUAUGUCUUAUAGUUAUUUUAGCCCAGCCCCAACAAAAUCACAUUCUUUUCCAUUAUUAACAUCAGAAUUUAUGUAUAAAUAUUUUUGUUGUAGUUUGAAAAGUUUGAGAGAAAAACAAUUAUAUACUUUGGUAACUAACAUAAUAAGUCACAAUACUAUACAAUCUUUUUUACUAAAUACAAUUUCUUUAUUUUAUAUUGGACGUUCUUUAGAAAUUUUAAUAAAUUCAAAAAAUUUUUUUUUUACAUAUAUAGUUAGUGGAAUUAUUUCAUCUUAUAUACAAAUAUUAUAUCAAAAGAAUUCAAGUUAUGGUUAUAAAAACGUUUAUGUUCUUGGUGCUAGCGGGAGUAUAAGCUCUAUAUUAGCUACAUACACAUUUAUUCAUCCAAAUCAUAAAAUAUAUUUAUAUGGUGUUCUAGGCUUACCAUUAGCCCUUUUUUCUUCAUUUUACUUUUUAAACGAGCUAUACAGCAUUAUAGCAAACAAGAAUGAUAAUAUAGGGCACGCGUCACAUUUGACAGGAAUGUUCCUUGGAAUUCUUUACUAUUAUUCUUAUGUUAAUAAAAAGUUUCGAAUAUAA
This is a messenger RNA of Plasmodium berghei ANKA, 1410 nucleotides long. Its product is annotated as rhomboid protease ROM9. Lineage: Eukaryota; Apicomplexa; Aconoidasida; Haemosporida; Plasmodiidae. The transcript has 3 exons. Gene Ontology annotation, molecular function: serine-type endopeptidase activity. Gene Ontology annotation, cellular component: membrane. The record is from RefSeq and is a predicted model, not a curated record. Bases 1 to 1410 code for a protein of 469 amino acids.